Molecule: messenger RNA, 4357 nt
Organism: Erpetoichthys calabaricus (reedfish)
Lineage: Eukaryota; Metazoa; Chordata; Cladistia; Polypteriformes; Polypteridae
Gene: fhad1
Product: forkhead-associated (FHA) phosphopeptide binding domain 1
Exons: 31
Coding region: 78-4169 (1363 amino acids)
Molecular function (GO): protein binding
Source: RefSeq, a predicted model, not a curated record
CAUGACAGCGGUAUACACGAGAUUCUCCAGCGCAAAGCGCGAGCGGAAGACGAAGUACGACUUCAUUGGAGUUCAACAUGAGGGCAUAUCUGAAAACAUCUGAGGGGCUUUUUCCACUUCGUCCAAAGACCACUAGUCUAGGGAGAAGAGACGACUGUGACCUGUGUUUGCAGAAUAGUGGGAUUGAAGACCGCCAUGCUCUCAUUGAUUUCAGUGAGACUGAGGGCUGCUUUGUACUCCGAGAUCUCAACUCUCAGCAUGGCUCUUUUGUGAAUGACUGUCGAAUCCAGAAUGCCUCAGUGCGCUUGGCUCCAAGGGACGUACUGCGAUUUGGAUUUGGAGGUCCAACCUAUGAGCUUAUAGUUGAACACACUCCUUCAGUCUCCUGCCCUCCAAUGACUCAUCGUGUGGCUUGGCAAGGACAACUGCAGCUCAUUGAGGAGCCCCAAGCACGUCCUCAGUCCUCGUCUUCAUCCCAGUUGCCCUUCUUGCAGCGCACAUCUUCUGGUUCAAAUCCAUGGGCUCAAGGGGCAGUUUCAGGAAGCACCAAAAGGCCCUUUAUGAAAAGUCGACCGACUAGUUCCGGAAACAGGAAGGGAGUGCUGGUCUCUGCUACUGAACCUGGGGUGCCCACCCUUAAAACAGGCUCCUGGACCAGUAAUGCUGGAAUGGGACGCUCAGCCAGGAGUGCACCUAUAACUUCUUCAUCACAGAAUGUGGAAGAGCUUCUUCUAGAAAAGGAACAGAGACUUCUGCGGCUUGAGGAUGAAGUUAGUCGUUUGCUGCUGUUUGAGGCAGACUCCAGGAACAAGGACAUAGUGAUCGCCAGUCUACGGGAUAAAGUAACCUCACUGCAGUACCAGGUGUCUCAGAAUGGCAUCGACAACAAUAUGGUGAAAAAACCUCAAGGGCUUGAAAAGGAUAUCAUGGCAAAAGAAGAAGAGAUUCAAGUCUUAAGAGAACAGAUGGUUAAACUCCAGAAAGGCUCCAGUGAAGUAAUGAGACACUCCCUCACCGAGAGAGACCUGGAGAUCACUAGUCUGAAGAGUGACAUGGAGAGACUGCGGCGGGAGAACACCAUGUCAGCAGGGUUGGUAACCAGCUUACAACGGGACAUUUCUGUACGAGAUCAACAAGUUCAGCGCCUUUCAGGUGAGCUGGAGAAACUGCGACAAGAGAUACGAGAGAGAGACAGUCAGCUGUCAGCUAUGUCCACCAAGUUCUCAAAAAUGAGGGAUGCAAAGAAGCAGGACAAUGAGCUGCUGGCAUGGGAAAAUGACAUUGUUCAAGAAAAGGGUUUCAAAGAGAUGGAGCAAAAAAUUAAGCAACUUGAGGAAGAAGUUGAAAAGAGUCAUAAAGAAGAAAAAAGCUUAAAAGUUUCUUUGGAAAAGGAGAAGCAGAAACAAUUUCAGCUGUUAGAUGAGAUUGGAAAUGGAAGACAGCAGAUACUAGAGAUAGGCCGUAAAAACCAGAAUGUUAAAGUGGAAUUUGAAGAAGUCCAGUCUCGGCUGGAACGUUUCAGGAGUCGGAUCAUCCAGACCAUGUACACAUCCAAAGUAAUGCCAGCCUCUGAAAAUGCUAUUGAAGAUCAGCAGGUGAUUGACCAGAUGAAACACAUCAUUGAAGAUAGAGAGCAUCUCCAGAAGCAAGUGGAAGAGUUGCAGCAGUCAAUGAAGUCAAGUAAAGAAGACUCCAUGAAGUUAACAGCCAUCUCUGAAGAGCUGAAGAAGGCUUUGGAAGAAUGCCAGGUUCGGCUGAAAGGUGUACACUCCAUAUCAACACUGAGGAGAGAAAUAGAAAAGGUGGAAAAACUGCGUGUUGAGAAGUCCUUAGUCUGGGUUCAGAAAGCCUUUGCUGGCGUCUUAUCUGAUGAGAUGUCAUGGCAGCAGGAAGUGGUGAAGAGUAUUGAGAAAGCUGGUUUUGAUAUUUCUAAUUCUGAAGAAGGAAUUUCUGGCUGUGUGAAGAAUCUGCUGCUGCACCAUGAAGAAGCUAAAGUCAAAGAUAAGGCUUUGCAGGCUCAACUUGCAGAGCUACAGACUUCCCAUAGUUCUGUGCUGCAGGAAAAGAUGAAUAAAGCUUCGAAAGAACUUGAGGAAAAGAUGCAAAAAGAAAUACAGCGAGUCAAGGAGAUAUCUGAGGAGCAGUAUCAGCAGCGUUUGCAAGAGUUGUUGAAAGAAGAGCAGAGCCGUCUGAAUGAGGAGCGAGGUCGCUUGGCUGAGUCACUGAGUCACGAGCAGAAGAGACUCCAGGAAAUGGAGACAAGCUGCGGUGAACUGAAUAAGGUAAUAGAAAAAAAAUCAGGAGAAGAAGAAACCCUGAAAUCAAGAAUAUCAGAGCUCCAAAAGGAACUGGAAUCGUCCAGGAAAGCAGAGGCUACACUGCGAGAAGAUUUAAACACUCAGAAGAGCCACCGUCAAAAGGAGGCCACUGCCGAGCAGGAGAGACACAUGAGUGAAAUAGCAGAGUUCAAAGAGCAGAUCCACCAGCACUCCCGCACCAUUGUUUCUCUGGAAGAGAAGCUCCGUAGGAUGUCAGACCAGCUGCAGACUGCAGAGGUGGAGAAGUCGCAGAUGCUUGAAAAAUACAAAAAUGCUGAACAGAGGCCACCCAGCAAAAAAAUAGUUGUGGAAGCCGUCCCUGCUGUCCAUCACGAGGUGGAGUCACUACAGCACAUGUGCACUCAUCUCAAGGAAGAGUUAGCUCGGUCGCAACAGCAGAGCCUUUUACUGGAAGACACCAUUGCAUGUCUUAAAAGAGAUUUGGCUGGCGCCACAGCCAGGCUGUCAGAUGUCACAGGUGAGCUCAGUGAGAAACAGAAACAUGAACUGGAGAAAACCCGCGCCCUUGUGGUGGAGCAAAGGGCAGAAAUGUCUUCACUCAGGCAAAAGCUGUCUAUGAUGUCUGAUUUGGUAGAAAAAAAAGAUGCAGAAAUGAAACGAGUGAACAAAGAACUGAAGCAAUGCAAGGAGAAUCUUGCAAAGGAACAGAGUGCCCUCAAGGACAAAGAAUUGCAGUACGAGAAGCUCGAGGAAGAAGUCAGGAGCCGGCAUAGCACAGGCUUCUGUGAAUCACCCAUCUCUGACGAGUCAUCCAAGGCAAAUGAGGAGAAGCAGGUACCCUCUGAAUUGGCAGACCUAGGUGCGAAAUGUAGAGGCUAUCGACACGAGGAAGUCAUCCAGCGUCAACGGGAAGCCUUGGCAGAGCUUAGGACCAGACUGAAAGCUUUGGAGAAUGCAAGACCAACAAGCUCCAGUCAGGCACAAUCUCUUCAGCAGGCUGCAGCCAUGAAGAGGGAGCUGGCAGAAUUCCGUGCCCAUCAGGCUGCUUCAGAAAACCAAGAACUGGAUUUUGGCUACACUGGCAAGUUGUCUCGAAGCAGUGCUGGUUCCAGUCAAUAUGACAAUAUAAUGGAAAAGACGUCGAAGCUGGAAUUGGAUGAGAGUUUAGAGAUGAGUGAAAAAACGUACUUAGAACUGGUGAGGGCGUUGGCCAAUCUCCUUAAAGUAGAUGAGCUCUCAGGCUGCAGCUCCCUGAAGCACGUGCCUCAGGACGAGAGGGACAUACUGACCACCUUUCGGAAAAAAGACCAUGAUGUGUUGAGUACACGCAUUGUCCUGCUUCAGAGCCAGGUGGAGCGCAAAGAAGAACUCAUACGGAGAUGUGAAGAGGAGCUCAACAAGCUCAGACUAAGUAAUGCAAGUCUGCAACAACAAGAGACUGGGGUGGAGAGGCUGAAGGAAGAAGCCCAGGCUGUGGCACAAGAGAAUGCUCUGCUGAGGGAAGCACUUGAGCGGGCCCAGCAACGCCUUGACCAGGAAAAACGACUAAACAAGGCCAUUAAAGAGCGCAAGACUUUCCACUUGGAACAUCUAGACAUGAAGUCAACAAAGACCCCAACACACAGCUGUGCAAAUGAGGAUAGUUUUGGGAAGCUGAAUGCCAAGACAACUGUACUACAAGGAAAAAUGAAGAAGAAGGAUUAUGAAAUUGAAACACUGAGGAAGCAGCUUUGCAAGCAGGACAAAGAGCUUAUCAGCACAACCUCUCAACUUGCAAGCCUCAAAACUUCCCUGGCCGCAAAGCAGAGGCAGAGGAGCAACUGUCCAACAAUCGAGUCUCUUACAGUGGGUACGCUAAUGGAAGAUUCAUCCCCCAGUCCCACCCCAUGAUCCAGAUGCCAAUGUCCGACGGGCCUCCCACCCCAAGCCAGCAGUCCUGUUAAACCUGUAUGUGUGACAUGUGCCACAAUCAGCUAUCAACAUGUAAUGAUGUGAAUCUGUAAAUAUUUCUGCAAAAUCUUUUAUAUGAAAAAAAUAAAUCAAAAGUGCUCUUUGCAUUUAAAAAGUCGGAAAAGAAA